AUGGAUAUUAAUUCUCCAGAUUCUGUAAUUGAUCAGGAAAAUAAUAAUGAAAUUUGUGAAGAUCAAGAAAAUGAAACAAUAGCAAGUACCUAUUUAGAUGAAGAUAAAGAUAUUAUGUCACCAAAGCUCGCAAAUUUUCAAUUUGCUGUACUGCAUAAUGAAACAAACAUAGUAAACAAUCAGCCAAUAGAUGUUAUUAAUUGGAUGGCUCCCGAAAAAAUGCGUAAACUAUUGAAAGAAUCGGUGAAUUUUAAUCAAAUUCCAUAUGGCCAAGAAGUCAUUCAUGAAAGCUUUUUAGAUAUUAUUCAACAUGCAUGGAGGGAUGUCCUGGAAGAAAGAAUUAGUAUGAAUGCAUUAUCUUCAAAACUUCUUGAAUUG
Messenger RNA from Dentiscutata erythropus, 378 nucleotides. Lineage: Eukaryota; Fungi; Glomeromycota; Glomeromycetes; Diversisporales; Gigasporaceae. The record is from the annotation of a GenBank genome assembly.